AUGAUAAGUCUAUUUUUGUUUAAUCGAUCAUUAUUCUUUAUUUUAUUAGAUCAACAUGGAAAUAAGCCUCCUGUUGUACCUAAAUCAGUGAUAGCAAGAAAUGGUGUUAAACCAAAUAAUCAUCGUCGAUCAAAUACACAAACAAUUUCAACAAAUAUACCUAAUGGUUAUGAUUUACCUGAUGUUACUGAUACAAAACCAUCGACACCAACAAAUCGUACUAGUACUAUACCAACAAAUUCAUCAAAUACUAAUCGACCACGUCCACCUGUAUCUCGUCCAUUACAAAAUUAUCGUGGUUCACAAACAUCUUAUAAUAACAACAGUAAUAAUAAUCUAAAAGUUCAACCAACAUUACAAAAAAAUUUAAAAAAACCAACAAAUGAUUUUGGUUCAACAUUUACAGCUAAACAAUUUGCAUCCAAUGAUAAUAGUUUAUUAAAUGAUGUUAGUAAUAAACCAUUAACUACACCGAAUCGUUCACAAAUUGGAUCACAACGACGUACACCAAUACAAUCGUCAAUCGAAAAAAUUCCACCAUCAUCAUCAAUCGAUAUGACAACAGCAUUAGUAAAUAAUGGACAAACAUCCAUUCCACGUAGUGCAUCAUCAUUAAGUCAAGGUAGAAAAAGUGGCAUACCAACAAUUGGUAAACAACAACGACCAAGUAUUCCAACUGCUACACGACCAACAUCAACAAAUGUAAUUCCUUCAUCUCAAUCAUCAGAUAGUAUGAUGGCAACUAGAAAUAUUCGAACACCAGCAUCAAUAGCUCGACCACAAAUUCCUGAUACUAUGUCACCGACAUCAUCAUGGAAUGAAGGAUGCUAUUAA
Rotaria sp. Silwood2 is the source of this 834-nucleotide messenger RNA. NCBI's taxonomy places the organism in Eukaryota, Metazoa, Rotifera, Eurotatoria, Philodinida, Philodinidae. The record is from the annotation of a GenBank genome assembly.